Messenger RNA from Caenorhabditis elegans, 1566 nucleotides. RefSeq names its product FHA domain-containing protein (gene mcrs-1). The record is from RefSeq and is marked reviewed. Gene Ontology annotation, biological process: animal gross anatomical part developmental process. Gene Ontology annotation, molecular function: G-quadruplex RNA binding. The transcript has 8 exons. The coding region runs from base 14 to 1450 and encodes 478 amino acids. Gene Ontology annotation, cellular component: MLL1 complex; Ino80 complex. NCBI's taxonomy places the organism in Eukaryota, Metazoa, Nematoda, Chromadorea, Rhabditida, Rhabditidae.
GUUUGUCCCAAAAAUGGCCGAUAAACUCGACGAAAUCAUCGACAAGGUCGCCUCCGGCCAGCGAAAAAAGGAUACAAUAGAAGACACAGAAGAAGAAGGGACAAGGAAACGAAAAAUCGAACAAUUUGAAGAUAUAGAGCGUCCCAACGAGCUGUCAGGAUUUAAGAAGCAAAAAAUUGAAGAAAACUCGGAGAUACAUGCGGAAGAAACUGAAGAAUCAGUGGAGGCCCAAAUGGUGAUGAAAAAGCCGUCUGAAGAGCCGGAACUGAAGCGGAGAAAGAUUCUCAUUCACAUGGAGCCCUCAAUCACGGAAACGAACCCAAUGAGGAUCUGGACCGUCGCCGACGAUCUGGCGCUUCUCACCGCCGUCGCUCACGUUCAAUGCAUCCGUUUCAUCCACAAUUCGCUGACAUUUUCGCGAAAAUUCACAUUUUCCGACGUAGAAGAGCGUUAUUGUCAGCUAAUGUUCGACGAAGAAAUAUCAAAAUCCGCAAAAGUUCGACUUGACGCCAUGCCACAUCGUUUGAAAGCUCAAAUCGAGGCGAGGACGCCAUUUACCAGGAAUGAGGAGCGCACUCUUAUGGAAUUGGCGGAAAAUCAGCUGAAAAACGCCAGAAAAGAGCGACAAGACGUGGAAAAUCACACAGUUUUGACGAUUCUCCAUUUUAAGAAGAUUUUAGACGGAAAUCGGCAAUCCUUCCACAAAUCACGUACUCCACAAGUCCUUUCCGAUCAUUAUCGACGUAUUAAAGGAUAUCGUUCAGAACAAGGAAAUAACUAUAAUUGGCAGGCAUUGGAAGCUUUAACUGAUGGAAAUACUAUGGAUUUUGACAUUAAUGCUCCACUUCAAGCCGCUCGGAGUCGAUACGCAGCAAUUUCCCGUCGUCCAGCUCUAAGUGGAAUUCUCAACAGAUUUAAGACAAGUGGAUCAGUUCCAGACAACGCAAUUGCUAUGAUAAAUGGACAAUUUCUACAAUAUGCAAUGACUGGAAAAUCUGUAACGAUGGGUAGAGCUUCACUAAACGAAAAAAUCGAUAUUGAUCUGUCGAAAGAGGGUCCCGCCACGAAGGUUUCCCGUCAACAAGCGGUGAUUUGUCACGUGGCAGACGACAAAUUCACGAUUCAAAAUGUUGGCCAACGAAUAAUGUAUGUGGACAGCAAGCCACUUCCACAAAUGGUCACAACUUCGCUUAAAAAUGGCUCAAUAAUUGAAAUCGUCUCACUUCGCCUGGUGUUCAGUAUUCCAGUUCCACGUAUUCUCCAUCCAAUCACUCGACAAUGUGCUCUUCAACACAAAAAAGUUCAACAAGAGCAGCAACGGAGCCUCUACGGAACACCGCAAGGACCACCACCACCACCAAAAAAACCACGUGGAAAAGUGGCCGGAGGGCCGCCCGGAAUUGUGCAAAAAGUCGUGAGACGAGUCGAUUCUGGAGGAUCGGAUUUUUAAAUUUUGUUUUGUUAAUUAAUUGUUUAAAACUUCUUUUUUUUUUUUUGAACGAAAAUUGGUACAUCACAAUCUCAUUUUGAACAUUUUGAACAGAGCCCAAUGAAUAAAUAGUUUUU